UCAGCUUAGUCUCCAUUUUGAGUUCAGUCAGAUGCUACGUUCUGUGAUUCAAUCGAUCAUAAUGCCAGUUUGUGCUUUUCCGUGGUUUUAAGAAGUGUUUCAAUUUACCUCAUAUUUCAUGAAUGAUACCGACAACUGCCUCAAAGUCGAUAUUGAUUAUGAUGAUGCAUUGUGUUUUUCAACUGCAUAUCAUAUUAUUGGUUAUUAGAUCAUACAACCAAUAUCUCGUAUUUUAAGUGACCACGAAUGUGCUUUCUUUGCUUUGUUUUAAUACAACAUGCCCUCAUGCAGCAUCAAUCACAGUCAGAAGUCGAAAAAUAAACGACACCGGAACCCACAAAAUUGCGUGUAGUUACCUGCUCAGUCUUUGGUUGAUCAGUUUAUAGCUCUUAAAAACAAGGUACUUGUGCAAAAAAACAAGUAGAGUCUUCGGGAGAUAUGGUACAAGAUGCAGUAAACGAUAAUCUGCCAUCUGUAUACGAAAAAGGAGAUGGCCCGAUCAUAGGGAUUCUGUCUCAAGAGACGUACUUGGUCGCUAAGUAUUUUUCCGAGGAACAUGACAGUUACAUCGCAGCUUCCUACGUGAAAUUCCUGGAGAGUUCUGGUGCGAGAGUCAUACCCGUGUGGAUUGGACAAAACAAGGAUUACUACAGAAGAGUCGUAAAUUAUACAAAUGGAAUUCUGUUUCCUGGCGGUGGCACGUACUUUAACGAGUCCGGAGGUUAUGGAGAGGCGGCUCAGACGAUCUACUCGCUAGCUGUGGAAGCCAACAACAAAGGGCGCUAUUAUCCUGUGUGGGGUACCUGUUUGGGAAUGCAAGUGCUAGGAUUCGUGGCCGCUGGGGAAGAUAUAAGGGUGGAUUGCUCGUUAAAAAAUAAGGCUAUACCCCUGGAUUUCGUGGAAGGAUUUGAAAACAGCAGACUAUUUAAAAAAGCACCAGAGGAUAUAAUAUCGAUCUUAAACAAGUACAACGUUACUUUCAACUACCACAGUUAUUGCCUAACAAGAGAAGUUCUAGAACGAAAUGGAAUCUUAUCGGAUUGGAAAAUAUUAUCCACAAACAAAGACGAAUACGACUUCGAAUUCAUUUCCUCCAUGGAAUCUACGCAGUACCCCAUAUACGGCGUUCAGUUCCAUCCCGAGAAGAAUCAGUUCGAGUUCGGAAAGAAGCAGAUUCCUCACGACGAUGAAGCUGUGAAGAUAUCGCACUAUUUCUCGGAUUUCUUCGUUGAUGAGUGCAGGAAAAGCCCUGGAAAGUUUCCAAAUGAAGCAAUGGAGAAGGAAGCUUUUAUAUACAAUUACAGUCCUAAAUAUACAGGUCGUGCCAAUGGUUCCUUUGAACAAAUCUACGUAUUUGACAAGGAAGAUUUCGACAAAGUCCAGUUAACCUGAUUAUUUUUAUGAUACUCUAUGUGAUGAUUACUAUUAUGUAGUUGUAGUCUAUUACCAAAGUUUGGAUAAUAAAUUCUAUUUAGUUUC
Molecule: messenger RNA, 1479 nt
Organism: Anoplophora glabripennis (Asian longhorned beetle)
Lineage: Eukaryota; Metazoa; Arthropoda; Insecta; Coleoptera; Cerambycidae
Product: gamma-glutamyl hydrolase
Exons: 8
Coding region: 439-1392 (317 amino acids)
Biological process (GO): tetrahydrofolylpolyglutamate metabolic process
Cellular component (GO): vacuole
Molecular function (GO): gamma-glutamyl-peptidase activity
Source: RefSeq, a predicted model, not a curated record